AUGGAUAAUUCAAAUUUAGAUAAGUAAAUUAUUGUUUUUNUUUUCAGAUUAAAUAAGAUUACAAUAAAUACUUUUUAAUUUAAUCUCAAAUGCUAUAAAAUUUACUUUCUCUGGUAAAAUUUCUCUAACAAUUCAAAUCAUAUUAGUAUAAGAUACAAAAUUAAUCCAAUUUUGUGUAUAAGACACUGGUCUGGGUAUACCUACUUAGAUACAAAAUAAAUUAUUUAAGGCUUAUUCCACUUUUAAUUUAGGAAAUCAUAAUAAAUAAGGUGUUGGUUUAGGUUUAUUAAUUUCAAGAAAUCUUGUUGGAUUAUUAGGACCAAAACCAUAAAUAGAAUUAAUUUCUAAAGAAAAUUAAGGGUCUUCUUUUAGUUUUACUAUUUAUGUAAAUAUGUAAGAUAAAGAUGAACAUGAUCCAUUUAAUAUUAGCUAUGGGCUUGUAACUCCAGAAAAUGAUCCAUCUCCUAUAAAAUAAAUGCCAAGUUUUACAAUUUUUUAAUCAUAAAAGUCUCAUUAGAAAGCUAAAACACUAAUUGAUUUAUCUAAAAAUGCUAAAAAACUUUUACAUAUUUUGAUUGUAGAUGAUUCAGCUUUCAAUUUGCAUGCUCUGAAACUAAUCUUAAAAAAAAGAUUGGUAAAAUGUUAUAUAGAUGAAGCAUUAAAUGGUAAAGAAGCUGUUGAAAAAGCCUAAAAAUAAUAAUUUGAUUUAAUUUUUAUGGAUAUUAAUAUGCCUAUUAUGAAUGGUAUAGAAGCUAUUUAAUAAAUUCGAAAAAUGGAUGAUAUAAAUUCUAAUUUUUUAAAAAGAUCAAUAAUAUGUAUUUUAUCAGGUGGUAAAGAUGAUUUUGACUAAAAAUUAACAAAAAAAAUUGGAGCAGAUAUGCAUUUAGAAAAACCAUUAUAAAUAGAUGAUUUAACAUUUCUCUUAGAGAAAUAUUAAUUAUUAUGA
This is a messenger RNA of Paramecium sonneborni, 946 nucleotides long. Lineage: Eukaryota; Ciliophora; Oligohymenophorea; Peniculida; Parameciidae. The record is from the annotation of a GenBank genome assembly.